Verticillium dahliae VdLs.17 is the source of this 2049-nucleotide messenger RNA. Its product is annotated as D-lactate dehydrogenase. NCBI's taxonomy places the organism in Eukaryota, Fungi, Ascomycota, Sordariomycetes, Glomerellales, Plectosphaerellaceae. The record is from RefSeq and is a predicted model, not a curated record. The transcript is spliced from 4 exons. Gene Ontology annotation, biological process: lactate catabolic process. The coding region runs from base 1 to 2049 and encodes 682 amino acids. Gene Ontology annotation, molecular function: D-lactate dehydrogenase (NAD+) activity; D-lactate dehydrogenase (cytochrome) activity; FAD binding. Gene Ontology annotation, cellular component: mitochondrion.
AUGGCCCGCCUCCCAGCCCACGCCUCCCAGAGCGCCCUGCGGCGUUUCCGCACGACACCCCGCAGCACCGCCUACGCCCUGCGACACCUGGCCUCCGACAGCAAGCCCCCCGAGCGCGUGUCGAACGAGGACAAGGCCGGCCGGUCGUUCCAGGGCCAGGUGACGGGCAGCAUCACGCAGCGUCUGGCGCGCGAGAGGGCGGAUCGCGAGCGGUUUGCCAAUGAGCGUGAAAAGUCGGCGUCAAGCCGGAGCUAUGCCCUGACCUUUGUCCUGCUCUUCACCAUGGGCUCGUCCUACUACCUCGGCACGCUCUACCCGCCCAAGCCCAGCGAGGACUCGACGCUGCCGCUCGACAAGACGAUCGCGCCCGAGCACAAGACCAACAUGGAGAACAUGCAGGCGGCGUGGGCCGACUUUGUCCACAUUCUCGGCAAGGAGCACGUCAGCACGGCGCCCAACGACCUCGACCACCACGCGUCGUCCGAGUGGUCGUCUCACCCGGCCAAGGCGUCGGAGCGGCCCUUUUGCGUCGUCUUCCCCUCGUCGACCGAGGACGUGGCGGCCAUCAUGAAGGUGUGCCAUCGGCGCCGCAUCCCCGUCGUCGGCUACAGCGGCGGCACGUCGCUCGAGGGCCACUUUGUGCCGACGCGCGGCGGCGUGUGCGUCGACUUUGGCCGCAUGAACAAGGUGCUGGCGCUGCACGAGGCCGACCUCGACGUCGUCGUGCAGCCGGCCGUCGGGUGGGAGGCGCUCAACGACCAGCUCGGCGCCUCGGGCCUCUUCUUCCCGCCCGACCCGGGCCCCGGCGCCAUGAUCGGCGGCAUGGUCGGCACGGGCUGCAGCGGCACCAACGCCUACCGCUACGGCACCAUGCGCGAGUGGGUGCUCUCGCUGACCGUCGUGCUCGCCGACGGCACCGUCAUCAAGACGCGCCAGCGGCCGCGCAAGAGCUCCGCCGGCUACGACCUCACCAAGCUCUUCAUCGGGUCCGAGGGCACGCUGGGCCUCGUCACCGAGGCGACCCUCAAGGUGACGGUCAAGCCGGCGUCGACGUCGGUCGCCGUCGCCACCUUCCCCUCGAUCCGCCACGCCGCCAACUGCGUCGCCCGCGUCGUCGGCGCCGGCGUGCCCGUCGCCGCCGUCGAGAUCCUCGACGACCUGCAGAUGCGCUGCAUCAACGACUCGGGCACGACGGGCCGCGCCUGGCAGGAGGCGCCGACGCUCUUCUUCAAGUUUGCCGGCACGGCGCGCGGCGUCAAGGAGCAGGUCGCCCUCGUCCAGGGCUUCGCCGGCCAGGCCGGCGGCAGGUCGUUCGAGUUUGCCCGCAGCGAGGAGGAGCAGCACGACCUGUGGAGCGCCCGCAAGGAGGCCCUCUGGAGCACCAUGGCCGCCAAGCGCGACGGCGACCACGUCUGGACCGGCGACGUCGCCGUGCCCAUGAGCCGGCUGCCCGACAUCAUCGAGGAGACCAAGGACGCCAUGGGCAAGAGCGGCCUCUUCGGCACCAUUGUGGGCCACGUCGGCGACGGCAACUUUCACAGUGAGUUUCUCUUCCUUCCUUCCUCGUCACGCCUCGUUUUCGUCGGCACCGGGCACACACAUCUAACGGGCCAGUCAUUCUGCUGUACAACGACAAGGAGCGCAAGCGGGCCGAGACGCUCGUGCACAACAUGGUCAAGCGCGCCGUCGAGAUGGAGGGCACCGUCACGGGCGAGCACGGCGUGGGCCUCGUCAAGAGGGAUUACCUCCCGCACGAGCUCGGCGAGACGACUGUCGACGCCAUGCGACAGGCGUUCGACCCGCUCUGCCUGCUUAACUGCGACAAGGUGGUCCGGAUGCAGAAGCCCAAGGCGGGCGAGGUCGCCGAGUGGUAGAGGGUGGAUGGGCACGUUCAUGUACGAUGGAAGCUGUUGUAACACUUGGAAUGGGAGCUGGCCUGCUUGCCCUGUUGCUCUGCUACAGGCUGUUCAAGACUACAGGCUGUUGGAGCCAGGCGCCGUCUCCCUUGAACGUGAUGCCUCUGUGAUUCAACGGUGCGGCACAGCGUAA